AUUUUUCUCAUCGUUUACCACAACAUUCUGCAACUGAUUCAAUUUGUCUAGUUCAAUUUUUAAAAUGGAUUCGAAAAGAUUAGUAAUCCAUAUCAUAGGGCUGUUGGCUUGGGUUGUUCUUAUCUCCUCAAAGGUGUCAGCUAGGGUCUUCACUGAGACUUUCUCUAACACCAAAAAGGAUGUUGAUAAUAUAAAUGAAAAUAAAGUCAGUUAUGGAAAUGUAGGCUACGGAAAUUUUGGUGGUGUUUAUCCAGGUAAUGGCGGUUACCUGGAUAAUGGUGAUGGAUAUUAUGAAGGUUACCCCAAUAAUGGUGGGUUUUAUCAGGGUAAUGGUGGUUAUGGCGGAGGUUAUCCGAUUAAUGGUGGUGGUUACCCUGGUAAUGGUGGCUAUGGUGGUGGUUACCCGGGUAAUUUUGGAGGAAACAAUGGUAAUGAUUUGCUCGGUAACAUUGGUGGUAUUAUUGGUGGUAUUGUGGGUAAUAUUGGUGGUCUUCUUGGAGGUCGCCGUGGGGGUGCCGCAGUUGUUGGGCAAGCUAAGGACAACACUCGUAACUAAUAGUAUUAUAAUUUAAGAUACACCUUCAUAGUAAUAAAUCUCAUAAAUAAAAUAAUGCUGGUAGAUUAUGAUAGGAUUUUAUUGUCAACAAUCUUUGUUGUUAUUUUCAAUCUUGCAGAAAUAUAGUAUUAAGAUUUUUAUGUGAAAUCAUGUAUAAAUACAUCAUCACUGUGUAUAUGUGAUGAUGAUUUAUUUUUCAACAAAUGAAAGUGUGGAAUGCAUUAUCAUGUGAUAUAUAAAAA
Messenger RNA from Vicia villosa (hairy vetch), 798 nucleotides. RefSeq names its product dormancy-associated protein 2-like. NCBI's taxonomy places the organism in Eukaryota, Viridiplantae, Streptophyta, Magnoliopsida, Fabales, Fabaceae. The transcript has 2 exons. The coding region runs from base 65 to 556 and encodes 163 amino acids. The record is from RefSeq and is a predicted model, not a curated record.